CCGAACUCGAACGUCCCGGUGGGAGCUCCCUCGGUUGUGGCGCCCACGUUGAAGCUGAACCGCUAGCUCGGUUCAAGGACCGGACUUCACGAUGGGAAUCCAACCUAUCACGGGGCGAGCUAGCCGACUGUAGACUGUAGGAUUGCUCACCGCGCUGGGUUGUGGUGGCUUGCAGCUAUCGAUUGCCGUUGAUGGCUGAUGCUUGACAUUGGUUGCAUUCCGAAGCGGUGGGAUGUUACUUUGCCUGCUAGCUUCGAUGCGAGGGAGCUGAGGUUUGGAGGUGAGUCAAGGAUUUUCGUACUGUUUAUCUUUCAAGAGCCUCUUCCUCAUGUUUCUCUUUCUCCUUCCUUUGCGUUGUUCGGUCGCUGCUCUCAGGCCACCUUCUCAAGUAUCCUGAGCCUGCUGUCAUUUGUUUCUUUUGGCUAUCGAGUUUAAAGCGACAAAGUCAGGAGCCAUGGGAUCUCCAGAUGAGAACGACGCGUCUGACUACGACCAGAACGUCCAAGAACAGCCUUCCACCCACUCCGCCUCUCUGAAAGAUAUCUCAAAGACGGAAACAAACGAAGUCUCGAAAGAUGACGAUGUCAAGCCUUCCCCACCUUCAUGGAAGCCAGGCGCCCUCAGACAGUUCCCCGUCUACGGCAUCCUCCCAUUGCUGUUGAGCAUAGCAUGCACCGGCAUAGCGAUCCUUAUUGUCCGCCUCUCCCACCACAAAGACAUUGACUCAUGGUCCGGCCGGAAAGCACCGCAAGUGCUGCUUUCGUACACGACUACCGUGGCUAACUCCCUGAUGGGCGUAGCGUUUGCCGAGGCGGCGGUAAUUACCUUCUGGAGGGGAGCGGUGGGCGGGAUGCCGGUUAGUAACUUGCAUUAUGUGUGGUCGAGCUCGAGCAGUGUCGUGGGCGCUUUGACGAGUCUGUGGAGGAGGAGGGCGGUGGGGGUUAGUUUGGUGUCCAUUCUCGUGGCCAUCUCGACCCUGCUACGCGGUCCUUUGAUGCAAAGAGCCACCUUUGUCGAGCUCGUUGAUCUCGAAAUCUUGGACACGAUCAAGAUCCCGGUCAUGGCGAACAUGAGCGAUGAAUGGGGCGGCAUGCUCAGCGGGCAUGCUCUGCAGGACCUCCGGUUUUCGCCUGGCUUUGCGGACGCGGUUGCCGGCUAUCAGACGCAGUCGCCUAUGCAACUUCUUGGGGCUGAUUGUCAAAACUGCUCUGUCAAUGUGGUGGCCUUCGGCUUCCAAGUCAACUGCACGGUUUCCAACAUCCCGUACAAUCUCACCGGCAGUGUCGAGGCCAUCAUGAACGGUACUCUUGGGGCCACAGUGUUCGACUCAAGGAUCAGCGUCGUCAACGAGUCUCCGAGGGGAAGUCUGAUCAACAUCAGCGUGGUGCGCAAAGUCGAUGUCGGAUACGAAGGCAACCUGGAGCACAAAGUCUGCUUGCUUGCUCCUUCUUUGUUGAACUACAGCAUGUUCCUCGACGACAACUUGUUGAGUUUCCAAUCCGAAAACUGGUUUAAUGCCGCAGCUGUGGAAGACCCUGUUAAUCUGCCGCCGGUGGACUCGUUCGUGGCAUCGAUCAACAUGACAGUCCCCUACAUCACCGGCUUCGGCAGCACCAUCCCCGCCCUCCACGCCAUCGGCUCCCUCCUCUUCGACUCCACCUCCAACGUCUCCCACGGCGGCGCCGUAGGCUGGACCACCUCCAACUCCGGUCUGCUCUCCAACCUCUUCUACACCGCCGCCACGCCCGCCGCCCGGCGCAGCUCCGACCCCAAAGAUUACUCCUUUGACGACCCCAUGGGGGACAUCAUCAACGCGUACCGCGACAUUGCGUUCCGCAUGUCUUUGCAGGCGGCGACCGAGGAAAACGAGGGGCUGUCGGAUAAGGACGCGAAGGUUUUCCAAGAGGUGGGGUCCGUAAGUCAUCAGAGCAUGGCGAGGUACGCGAUGGAUAAGGCCGCGCUGGCGGUGGCGGUGGUGAUUAGCUUGAUUGGUCCCGUAGCUACUCUGGUGCUGUUCUGGGGGUGGUGGAAGUUGGGAAGGAGAUUCACGAUGAGUCCGUUGGAGAUGAUCAAUGCUGUGCUUGCGCCUGGGGAGGAGGAGUUCUUUGAUGAUGAUGAUGAUGAUGAUAGAAGGGACUCAAGCGAGGAGAGGCACACGCAAACGCAGCGGCAGGGACAGUCGACGGCGAACCGGAACCGGAAUCGGAAUCAGAGAGAGGUGGCUAGGUUGUUGGCUGAGUGCAAGGGCGAUGCGUCGGGAGCGGAUUUGGCGAAUCAUGUUAGACAGAACAAGAAGGGGGAGGAGCCGGUGUUGAAGUAUGGGGUUGAUGGAAGGGGGAGGCUUUCGAUGAAGGUGGUGGGCGGUGGUGGUGUAAGGCGGAGGAGGCAGAAAGAAGGGGGCUUUGUUUCGGGGUUGGUAGAUGUUUUGUUGAAUGAUGGGUGAAGGGGUGGUUCAGAAUCGUGGA
Molecule: messenger RNA, 2465 nt
Organism: Neurospora tetraspora
Lineage: Eukaryota; Fungi; Ascomycota; Sordariomycetes; Sordariales; Sordariaceae
Exons: 4
Coding region: 455-2443 (662 amino acids)
Source: RefSeq, a predicted model, not a curated record